AUGGCUCGCUUUGAAGACGAACUGUCCAGCCGCUAUGGAGGCAGCUGUCCCGCGGGUCCGGCCAGAGGGGCCAGCCGCCAGCCGGGGCCUCCGGGGGGCCAGAGAAUAUACAAGCAGACGAUGGCCCAGAGAGCCAGGACCAUGGCCAUUUACAACCCCAUUCCAGUCAAACAGAACUGCCUCACCGUUAACCGCUCUCUGUUCAUCUUCAGUGAGGAUAACAUCAUACGGAAAUAUGCCAAAAAGAUCACCGAAUGGCCUCCAUUUGAGUACAUGAUCCUGGCCACCAUUAUAGCAAACUGCAUUGUGCUGGCUUUGGAGCAACACCUACCGGCCUUAGACAAAACACCGAUGUCAGAGCGUUUGGACGACACAGAGCCCUACUUUAUUGGAAUAUUUUGUUUUGAGGCUGGCAUCAAGAUCAUCGCCCUUGGCUUUGCCUUUCACAAAGGCUCCUACCUACGUAAUGGCUGGAAUGUAAUGGACUUUGUGGUGGUCCUAACAGGGAUACUGGCCACCGUGGGGGCUGAUUUUGAUCUGAGAACACUCAGGGCGGUGAGAGUACUGCGGCCACUCAAACUGGUCUCUGGCAUUCCGAGUCUUCAGGUGGUAUUAAAGUCCAUCAUGAAAGCCAUGGUACCUCUGCUGCAGAUUGGCCUGCUGCUCUUCUUUGCCAUCCUCAUGUUCGCAAUCAUCGGCCUCGACUUCUACAUGGGCAAGUUCCAUCGGACCUGUUUCAGGAUAGACACAGGCGAGCAGGCAGCAGAAUUCCCCUGUGGUCUGGAGGCUCCGGCGAGGACCUGUGCAAACGAUACUGCCUGUAAGGAAUACUGGAUCGGACCCAACUUUGGCAUCACCAAUUUUGACAAUAUCCUCUUCGCUGUUCUCACCGUUUUCCAGUGCAUCACCAUGGAGGGAUGGGUGGACAUCCUCUACAACGCCAACGAUGCCUCAGGGAACACAUGGAACUGGCUGUACUUCAUCCCCCUCAUCAUCAUCGGUUCCUUCUUCAUGCUCAAUCUGGUUCUAGGCGUGCUGUCAGGGGAGUUUGCCAAGGAGAGAGAACGGGUGGAGAAGAGGCAAGAAUUCCUGAAGCUCCGCAGACAACAGCAGAUAGAGAGAGAGUUAACUGGAUACCUGGAGUGGAUCUGCAAAGCAGAGGAGGUGAUGCUGGCUGAGGAGGACAAGAAUGCAGAGGAGAAAUCUGUGGAUGGAGCUUGGUACAAAAGAAAACACAACAACUCUGUGCUGAAAAGGACAAAGAAGAGUAAGAAUGACCUCAUCAAUGCAGAGGAAGGCGAGGACCACUUCACUGACAUCUCAUCUGUUGCACCCCCAGGGUCGCCAUUUGCCAGGGCCAGCGUGAAGAGUAAGAACGAGAGCUCAUCUUACUUCAAGAGGAAAGAGAAGAGGAUUCGCUUCACCAUCCGUCGUCUGGUCAAGUCCCAGAGCUUCUACUGGACUGUGUUGUGUCUGGUUGGCCUCAACACAUUGUGUGUAGCCAUAGUACACUAUGACCAGCCUGAGUGGCUCACCUAUGCCCUAUACUUGGCUGAGUUUGUAUUCCUGGGCCUGUUUCUGGCAGAGAUGUCCAUGAAAGUGUAUGGCCUUGGACCCCAGAACUAUUUCCACUCCUCAUUCAACUGUUUUGACUUUGGGGUGAUUAUUGGCAGCAUUUUUGAGGUGAUCUGGGCUGCCAUCAAACCUGGGGCCUCAUUUGGGAUUAGUGUCCUUCGAGCUCUUCGACUGCUCAGGAUCUUCAAAGUCACCAAGUACUGGAACUCUUUGAGGAACCUGGUGGUAUCCCUGCUCAAUUCCAUGAAGUCGAUCAUCAGCCUGUUAUUCCUCCUCUUUCUCUUCAUUGUGGUCUUUGCUUUGCUGGGCAUGCAGCUGUUUGGUGGCCAGUUUAAUUUCGAAGACGAAACGCCAACAACUAACUUUGACACAUUCCCAGCAGCGAUUCUCACAGUCUUCCAGAUCCUAACUGGGGAAGAUUGGAACGCAGUCAUGUACCAUGGGAUCGAAUCACAGGGGGGCGUUCAUGGGGGAAUGUUCUCCUCCAUUUAUUUCAUCGUUCUCACUCUAUUUGGAAAUUACACACUCCUCAAUGUGUUCUUGGCCAUUGCUGUUGAUAACCUUGCAAAUGCUCAGGAGCUUACUAAGGAUGAAGAGGAGCAAGAGGAGGCCAUUAAUAAGAAACUGGCCCUCCAGAAGGCCAAGGAAGUAAAGGAGGUCAGCCCCAUGUCAGCCGCUAACAUUUCCAUCACAGCGAGUUAUGUCUGCACCCCAGUCCAUCACUUCCUGAGUAAGGAGCAGCAGAAGUCAGCGAAGACAAUGUCGGUGUGGGAGCAGAGGGCAAACCAGCUGAGGAGGCAGAACCGGGCAAGCUGUGAGGCCCUGUACAGUGAGCUGGAGCCUGAGGAGCGUCUCCGCCUGUCCUCGGCCCUCCACAUCCGGCCCGACAUGAAGACCCACCACGACCGGCCACUGCUUGUUGAGCCCUGCGACGGGCCUUUGCUGGGCAGCCACCAGCACCAUCAUCAUAAGCCUUGCAUGCAAGAGGAGGCUGAGACUGCUGCUGACCCCCCUGUGCCUCACCAACCACGCCGCCACCACCGCCACAGAGACAGGGACCGGACCAGAACAAAAGAGGAGACAAAUGAUAAUGGUGACACUGGUGGGAGGCACCAUGUCCACCACAGUCGCUUCAAAGACCACGAAGGCAGCCGGGGCAGAGAGGGGAAGAGUGACAGAUCCCGCAGCCGAGAGGGAGGCAGGAAGCAUCACCAUCAGAGCUCGGUGGAUGACAGCGGAGGUGGAGGGGUCACAAGUGAGAGAGAGCAUCGCCAUCACCAUUCACACCGGCAGUCCCGAGGGGGCAACGUGACAGUGAACAGUGGAGGGAGGGGAGAGCAAAGAACCCGGCACAAAGAUGGACGUUCUUCUAACAGGGAUGGGGAUAGGAAUUCCAGAGGAAACAGUGGUGCCAGUGGAGAGAGGAGGAGACAUCGGACUCAUGGAUCAAGGGGCCAAUGCACAGCUGAGGGAGAGGAGUCCAAUGAGAGAGAGAAGACCCAUGGUCACAGGGACAAGUUUGGUGACUCAGAUGGGGAGUCCCUGGCCAUCUCCCCCCAGCAGGGCUCUGGGGGGGCCAACUGGCCUCCUGACCAACUAGAGGACUCGGACAACCAGCGGAAUGUCAGGCGAACUGGCCAAACCUCCAUCCAAAUUCCUCCUGUGACUGUCACCUCCCCACCUGGAGAGACCACCCUCAUACAAAUGAACAGUAUUGACUGUGAGACAAUACCUAUGAAUGAGAAGAACUUGGAGGAUCUAGGUCAAAGUGGACCCAAACCCAUCCUGCCUUACAGUUCCAUGUUCAUCUUUGGACAGACCAAUCCGCUGAGGCGGUUGUGUCACUACAUUGUGACUCUGCGGUAUUUUGAGAUGUCCAUCCUAGUUGUCAUUGCUAUGAGCAGUAUCGCUUUGGCAGCAGAGGACCCUGUCUGGACAAAUGCCCCACGCAACAAUGUGCUCAAAUAUCUGGACUAUGCCUUCACUGGUGUUUUCACUUUUGAAAUGGUGAUCAAGAUGGUGGACCUGGGCCUGCUUCUUCAUCCUGGAUCCUACUUCAGAGACCUGUGGAACAUUCUGGACUUCAUAGUGGUCAGUGGGGCGCUGGUGGCUUUUGCAUUUUCGAGCUUCAUGGGAUCGCAACAAGGUGUGACCAGGGGGACCAAAGGCAAAGACAUCAGCACUAUCAAGUCACUGAGGGUUCUCCGAGUACUCAGGCCUCUCAAGACCAUCAAACGUCUGCCAAAACUCAAGGCAGUGUUCGACUGUGUGGUCAACUCUUUGAAGAACGUGCUGAACAUCCUCAUCGUGUACAUCCUCUUCAUGUUCAUCUUUGCCGUCAUUGCAGUUCAGCUCUUCAAAGGAAAAUUCUUCUACUGCACAGAUGAGUCCAAGGGCCUGGAGAAGGACUGCAAAGGACAGUUCUUGGACUACGACAAAGACGAGGUAGCUGCCAUGCCCAGAGAGUGGAAAAAAUAUGAGUUCCAUUAUGACAAUGUGCUGUGGGCCUUCCUGACCCUCUUUACUGUCUCCACUGGGGAGGGCUGGCCAAUUGUACUGAAGCACUCUGUGGAUGCCACCUUUGAAGACCAGGGUCCCAGUCCAGGCUACCGGAUAGAAAUGUCCAUCUUCUAUGUGGUCUACUUUGUGGUCUUCCCUUUCUUCUUUGUCAACAUCUUCGUCGCUCUGAUCAUCAUUACCUUCCAGGAGCAGGGAGACAAGGCUUUGUCUGAGUGCAGCUUGGAAAAGAACGAGAGGGCUUGCAUUGACUUUGCCAUAAAUGCCAAACCUCUGACACGCUACAUGCCCAAGAACACACAGUCCUUCCAGUACAGGAUGUGGAAGUUUGUGGUCUCAGCUCCGUUUGAAUACUCCAUCAUGAUCAUGAUUGCUCUCAACACUGUGGUACUCAUGAUGAAGUUCCAUGGAGCUCCAGACUUCUAUGAGGGAAUGCUGAAGAACCUCAACAUAGUCUUCACCACUCUCUUCUCUCUGGAGUGUAUCCUCAAGAUUAUUGCUUUUGGUCCACUGAACUACCUAAAGGACGCCUGGAACGUGUUUGACUUUGUGACAGUGUUGGGCAGCAUCACUGACAUCCUGGUUACUGAAAUCAAUACUACGGACAGGCUGCUGAAUCUGAGCUUCCUGAGGCUGUUCAGAGCUGCUCGGCUCAUCAAGCUCCUGAGGCAGGGCUACACUAUCCGCAUUCUACUGUGGACCUUCGUCCAGUCCUUCAAGGCCCUGCCCUAUGUUUGCCUGCUGAUUGCUAUGCUGUUCUUCAUUUAUGCCAUCAUUGGGAUGCAGGUGUUUGGCAACAUUGAGCUGAACGAGGACACAGCUAUAAAUCACCACAAUAACUUCCGCACAUUCCUCCAGGCUCUCAUGCUGCUGUUCAGGAGUGCAACAGGUGAGGCUUGGCAUGAGAUCAUGUUAUCAUGUCUGAGUCACCGAGCCUGUGACGAGCGAUCAGGGUCCCAGGGGAAGGAGUGCGGCAGUGAUUUUGCCUACUUCUACUUUGUCUCCUUUAUCUUCCUCUGCUCCUUCCUGAUGCUGAACCUGUUUGUGGCUGUCAUCAUGGAUAACUUUGAGUACCUAACAAGAGAUUCCUCCAUCCUGGGACCUCAUCACCUCGAUGAGUUCAUCCGGGUUUGGGCCGAGUACGACCCAGCUGCGUGUGGCCGUAUCAAGUACCUCGAUAUGUAUCAGAUGCUGCUCCACAUGUCCCCACCCUUAGGUUUGGGAAAGAAAUGUCCGCCAAGAGUCGCCUACAAGCGUCUCGUCAAAAUGAACAUGCCCAUCGCUGAUGACAACACCGUCCACUUCACCUCCACUCUGAUGGCCCUGAUUCGCACUGCCCUGGAGAUCAAACUUGCCUCAGGUAUGGUAGCCCAGCGAUUAUCUGACGCUGAGUUAAAGAAGGAGUUGUCCACAGUGUGGCCCAACCUCUCACAAAAGACCAUGGACCUGUUGGUGACGCCACAUAAACCCAAUGAACUGACAGUAGGGAAGGUUUAUGCAGCCCUGAUGAUCUUCGACUACUACAAGCAGAAUCGAGCGAGGAGGCUGCAGCUGCAACAGCAACAGCAACAGAAUGAAUCAGGCUCCCAGUGCAAGGUCGGGGCUCUGUUUAAGCCAUUGCUGCCUCUGACUCACAUGCAGGAGAAAGACCUGCCUAUGAUGUUAAACAGUGUGGAGCCUCCCAGCAUGCUUCAGUCCCAGCCCAAAUCCCAUGCCAAGUCCCAGCCACAGACCAGACCCAGCUCCAACUCCCUCAACAAUGGAGGCACGCUGCCAGGUCAUGAUCACACCAUCAAGGAAUCAUCUUCCUGGGUGAUGGAGAAACCCAGGGAAAUGCCGCGAGCUAAGACUAAAAGAAGCAUGUCCAGGGGCCCGUCUGAGGACACACCAGACGCUGCCAUCAUUCAGGAGUCAGUGGAGAUGAGGAAGAUGGAGACCAGUGCCAGUAGUACAAUCCCAGUCCCCGGCACAGGUCUAGAAAACCAGGGCAGAGCUGCUUCUAUGCCUCGACUCAGUGCUGAGCUUCAGCGGGGCCACUCACGCUACUCUCCAGGGAUUCAUCUAGCUUCUGUCCCUGAUGCCAGCCCUAUGAAGCGCUCAGCCUCCACUGUGGCCCCACAGCGACCCCAGGAGGUCAACCUGUGUGACUACGCCCUGGAGAAACCCAGCCAGGACAGACCCCACCACCAUCACCACCACCACCGUUGCCACCACCGCAGAGACAGAGAUAAAGACAGAGACAGAGAGAAGAGGCAGAGGUCUUUGGAUACACCUCUAAGUGGACAACCUCCAGAGCCAGCAUCUGACACAACUGCCUCCAGAGAGCGAGCCCACGACCGUGGACGCUCCCACGAGAGGAAACACCACCACUCCUCAGCGGAUAAGCAGCGCUACUACUCCUGUGACCGCUUCUGCAGCCGGGAACACUGCCACACCAAAUCUGCCACUGCUAGCUGUGCCGCCUCCCCAAGCGAGGGGCAGGAAACCAGCACCAAGCAGGGCAGUGGUUGGGUUAAAGGCAGCCCAGUGGCACUGAGUUCCAGUUCUAGCACGCCAAGCCGCGGACGUCGGCAGCUCCCCCAGACCCCCCUCACCCCACGGCCAGGGGUGGCCUACAAGACUGCCAAUUCCUCCCCCGUGCACUUUGUGUCCAGCCAGGCCUCUCUGAGUCCUGGCCGGCUGAGCCGCGGCCUGUCGGAGCACAACGCCCUCAGGCACAGCAGUUCCCGCCACUUCCCCUGCCCUGUCACUCGUAUCAGCUCCGAGCCCUUCCUGGGCCGGGGCAACGGCGAUACCCUGGGCAGUCCCUACAGCAGCCUCCGGGACCAGCUGGACGUCUUCCAGGAUGUGGCGUCACUGUCGCCCAGCCGCCGUGCCGGACGCUCAUCUUGGACCGCACUGCCUCGCAUGAUGGGAGCCCUGCUUCCGGUUCCGCAGCAGAACCUUGGGAUGCCCAAUGGGUAUCACUUCAGCUUCGGGGGCAACACCAGCCCAGGCUCUGGCGUCAGGGCACCCAGGUAUUACCAGGAGGCAGAGGAGGACGAAUGGUGCUAGCAUGGCUUUAAACCAACCUUUUUAAUGCAUUUUUGAGGAACUGUGAUGAGUUUUAUCAUCUUCUUUGAAGGCUUUAGUUUACAUUGUCACUAUGUGUGUUUAAUGCUGUAUUUUAAUCCUAAUUUGGAGAGCUAAUCUAAGGGAAAACAUAUAAACAGGGAGAACACUUGAAGUGGGUAAUAUUUGAAUGUGAAGAAGAAAUUUUCAUCUUUAUCAAAGGGCACAUAGCAUUAUGAAACAGAAGAGUAGACGUUUUGCCAAUAUCAGAUAUCUUACAGUAGCUAUCCUUGAUUUGCUUUGACUUCAGUGUUUUGUUGACACCACCAUAUCGACCCUCAAACAGCAUUACAUCAUAAACACAGACUAUACAUUAAAAUUAUACUAUCUCGUGACUUUGGAGGAUGUAGAUAAACCACCUGAUGUGCUGUGUGUCAUUCAUAACUCCAGUCUGUGUUCCAGGGAAACAACUCAAGUUAACGCAAGCCUGCUUUGUUUCGCUGUUACGCUGCAGGUUGACUUAUUUCAGCACUCUGGCACUGCACAUGCUGAUCUAAUACAUACAGGAUUCUUUGGGGAGUCUUUUUAGCUAACUUUUUUGGCAAAUAGCAGUUUGCAAAAACUUAAAGCAGCAUUAAUUGUUUUUUCUCCCAUUUGGGAGCAGCACAACAAGCUGUACACGCAACACUAACAUGGUAUCACUUUAUAAAGUUGAAGUUACCAAAAGGCGGCCUAAUUACACAUCCAGCAGACACAGAGCAACAUUAGCAUUCAUUUGGAGUUGUGUCUCUUAUCACCAUAGAAUGUAAGUGCAGUAGUGAUUCUACUUUUAGCACUGGUUUGGUCUCCAUCAACUCCUGAGAAAAAUAUCUGGCUCUUUU
Molecule: messenger RNA, 8024 nt
Organism: Xiphias gladius (swordfish)
Lineage: Eukaryota; Metazoa; Chordata; Actinopteri; Istiophoriformes; Xiphiidae
Gene: cacna1ba
Product: calcium channel, voltage-dependent, N type, alpha 1B subunit, a
Exons: 51
Coding region: 1-7146 (2381 amino acids)
Biological process (GO): calcium ion import across plasma membrane; chemical synaptic transmission
Cellular component (GO): membrane; voltage-gated calcium channel complex; neuronal cell body
Molecular function (GO): high voltage-gated calcium channel activity
Source: RefSeq, a predicted model, not a curated record